CCAACCUUCUCUCUCUCUCUCUCUCUCUCUCUCUCUCUCUCUCUAUUUCCCGCCGGUGAAGGCUCCGGCGACAUGUUUGAUGGAGAACAUUUUCAGGAAGAUUCUCCGGCGACUAAGAAGAUGAGAUCGGGCUUGUCGCCCAUACUGUUUGAAAAUCUGUUUGGAUAGCUGGAAAUAGGCGGGAGAAGUUCUUGGUAAUUCGGCAGAGACAAUAAUCCCGGAAACCUUAUAAAAGAGAGUUUUGUUUGUUCUCUCACUUCUGAGAUGAUCUGAUUUUCGGUUCUUUUAUUCUGAAAUCUGUGUCUCGAAGUUGGAAGUUUUGGAGUCCGAAGUGUGGCAUGGAUUUUGUUGUCUUGAUUUAAAAAGAAAUAAAUGGAGGUUGAUUGCGUGCAAAAAAUCAAAAUUUGUUUUCUGACUAUUGAGAGCUGAUUAUUUCAAGCUUUUCAGCUUUUUUUUUUUCCCUUUCCUUUUGUUGAACCACUUUAUGAAGAUAAGAUAAUUCUUUGGUUGCGGGGAUUUGGUUGAUUGUGUAAAGGGGGGUAUACUAAAGAUUUGUUAACAUGAUAGAGAAACCAAACAAGGAUUAUUUGAUGGAGAAGGUGGAGAAAAAAGAAGUAAAUACUAAUUUUGAUGUGAGUUCGAAGGGAAGAGUGAAUGAUGGUCGUCGAAGGAUCGGAUCAAGUGAUUCGCUUCUCCCUGGUCUUGUUGAUGAUGUCGCGCUGAAUUGCCUUGCUUGGGCUUGUAGAUCGGAUUACGCCUCUCUAGCGUGCAUUAAUACAAAGUAUAAUAAGUUAAUCAAAAGCGGGUAUCUGUAUGCAUUGAGGAAACAGUUCGGGAUUGUGGAGCAUUGGGUGUAUAUGGUUUCUGAUCCAAGAGGGUGGGAGGCGUUUGAUCUGGUGAGAAAGAAAUGGAUCACAUUGCCUAGGAUGCCUUGUGACGAGUGUUUUAACCACGCGGAUAAAGAGUCUCUGACUGUGGGCAGUCAGUUGUUGGUAUUUGGCCGUGAAAUGUUGGAUUUUGCUAUUUGGAAGUAUAAUUUGGUACAUCGCAGUUGGGUUAAAUGCCAGGGAAUGAACCGCCCUCGCUGUCUUUUUGGCUCUGGCAGCCUUGGUUCAUUUGCCAUUGUAGCAGGAGGGAGUGAUAGGAAUGGCAAUGUAUUGAAGUCGGCAGAGUUGUAUAACACUGAAACGGGUAAGUGGGAAAUGUUGCCGAACAUGCACAACCCGCGUAGAUUGUGCUCGGGGUUCUUCAUGGACGGGAAAUUCUACGUGAUUGGUGGGAUGUCAAGCCCCACUGUUUCGUUGACAUGUGGAGAGGAGUAUGAUCUUGAGACAAGGAAAUGGAGGACAAUAGAGAAUAUGUUUCCACAUGGACCACAUGCCAACAGGGCUUCUCAGGCUCCUCCUCUUGUGGCAGUUGUGAGUAACCAGUUAUAUGCAGUUGAGCAUCUAACGAAUAUGGUGAAGAAGUAUGACAAGGUGAAUAACACUUGGCAUGUUUUGGGAAGGCUUCCAGUGCGAACUGACUCUUCAAAUGGCUGGGGAUUGGCUUUCAAGGCUUGUGGAGAGGAGCUUCUGGUUGUGGGUGGGCAAAGAGGCCCUGAAGGUGAAGGUAUCGUGCUUAACGCUUGGCGGCCUACAUCGGGCGUGAAGGAUGGCACUUUGGAUUGGAAGGUUCAAGGUGUGAAGGAGCAUGCUGGUGUAUUUGUAUACAACUGUGCAGUUAUGGGUUGUUGAAGAUUCUUUUUAGAUUAACACAAAAGAAGGAACCAGUUUCUGCAAUCUGACAUGGCCCUUUUGGGGUUGUAUCCUGUGUAUUGGAUUUGACUAGAAUUUGUAGUUUCUGAAAUAGUGUUUCUCUGGCUGAGAAUUUGGUUUUCAUUUCUCAACGUUCAUGUAUCGAGUCUGUUUCUUUCUUUGUGUCCUAGAUUUGCUUUCAAAGAAAUUAAAAUUGGGGGUCCCUCUUGUAAUCUUCUGCUUUUCUUUGUUAUAUUUAAGUUGCUUCUAACCUACAGCUGAUUUAAUCUUCUAAUAAA
Morus notabilis is the source of this 2035-nucleotide messenger RNA. RefSeq names its product F-box/kelch-repeat protein At5g60570. Gene Ontology annotation, molecular function: protein binding. Gene Ontology annotation, cellular component: nucleus. The record is from RefSeq and is a predicted model, not a curated record. The transcript is spliced from 2 exons. The coding region runs from base 561 to 1736 and encodes 391 amino acids. Lineage: Eukaryota; Viridiplantae; Streptophyta; Magnoliopsida; Rosales; Moraceae.